GAAAACGAGCACGUCGACAUUGACUUUGAGUUCUUCGAUCCCAAACCCGAAGACUUCCAUUCACUCAAACGCCUUCUUCAGGGCGGCUUUGGCGAUGAUGCCGAGGACUUUGAUAUCAGCGCACUGGCUGACCUCAUCCUGGACCAAAAAACCAUUGGCUCAACGGUCAAGAUGGAAACUAACGGGGAACCCUACGCUCUGUUCACUGUACUCAAUAUGCAGCACCAUAAGGAGACAAAGGUCAUGCAGCAGAUCUCCGCUUAUUUGCUGAAAAAGGCCGGCGCCAAAAGGGAGAAGCUGCGGGAGAUUCUGGAAUCACACACGGUUGGGCUUUUGUUCAACGAGCGUGUAGUCAAUAUGCCGCCGCAGAUUGUUCCGCCAAUGCUGCGAAUGCUUAUGGAGGAGCUGGAGUGGGCGGUGGAGGAUGGCGAGCCGUAUAAUUUUGAUUAUUACUUGAUCCUGGCACCGAUGUACAAGGAGACGGAGGAGCUGGAGAGUGGCGGCCGUAAGGUUGGGCUGGACGCCUUUGUGCAUGCUGAGGAUGAGUUUAUUGAGGAGUUCGCUGGAAUCAAGUUUGAUUACAAGUUCACUAGGUCGAAGCGCGUGGCGGACUCACGCAAUUCGUUUGCGGAUACUGGGCUGGCUCCGUCAAGGCGCUGCUUGGUUGUGCACAAGUCAAAGGUUAAGGACAUGAUU
Messenger RNA from Kickxella alabastrina, 696 nucleotides. Its product is annotated as p21-C-terminal region-binding protein-domain-containing protein. The record is from RefSeq and is a predicted model, not a curated record. The annotation marks the transcript as partial. The transcript has a single exon. Gene Ontology annotation, cellular component: nucleus. Lineage: Eukaryota; Fungi; Kickxellomycota; Kickxellomycetes; Kickxellales; Kickxellaceae.